Messenger RNA from Symsagittifera roscoffensis, 1167 nucleotides. RefSeq lists its product as uncharacterized. NCBI's taxonomy places the organism in Eukaryota, Metazoa, Xenacoelomorpha, Acoela, Convolutidae. Bases 1 to 1167 code for a protein of 388 amino acids. The transcript has 4 exons. The record is from RefSeq and is a predicted model, not a curated record.
AUGGAUAAAAUUGACCAAUCAAAGCUGUUUGUUCAGGGCAAAGUGGCGCAGAGGGAUAUUUUGGGGCAUCCGAAAGUUCGAGUGUUCAUGUCUCAUUGUGCCACUGGUGGGUUUUCGGAAGGCCUGUCACGUGACAAAGUGUUCAUCGCUGUUCCCCAGAGAGGUGACAAUUUCUACUUAGCCGAUGUAGUCAAAAAACAAAGCCUCGGAGUCGUCGUCACCUCGGAACCAUCCGACCUCGAAAUGUCUGCUAAUCGAUCUAGAAAGAACUCUCAAGAAAGUUCAACACGAAAAUCAGGAGACCUUUCGCAACCAGGGAGCCAAUCUCAACGUCUAUCAGGAAACGCUUCCCAGUCUCAGGCCGGCAGUCAAUCGCAAAGAGCCUCCGGCAUCCCCUCAGCUUCGCAACCCGGAAGCCAGUCUAGGUCUAGAUCAGGAAACCCUUCGGCAUCUCAGCCAGGAAGUCAAUCCCAAGGUCUAUCAGGAGCCGGAUCUCAAUCUCAAGGAGGAAGUCAGUUCCAAACCGGGAACCCUUCAGCAUCUCAGCCAGGAAGUCAAUCGCGAGGUCUAUCAGGAGCCGGAUCUCAAUCUCAAGGAGGAAGUCAGUUCCAAACCGGGAACCCUUCAGCAUCUCAGCCAGGAAGUCAAUCGCGAGGUCUAUCAGGAGCCGCAUCUCAAUCAAAAGGAGGAAGUCAGUUUCAGUCAGGAAAUCCAUCGGCUGCACAACCCGGAAGUCAGUCGCGAGGUCUAUCAGGAGCCGGAUCUCAGUCAAAAGGAGGAAGUCAAUUUCAGUCAGGAAACCCGUCGGCAUCACAACCAGGAAGUCAAUCUCGAGGUCUAUCAGGAGCCGGAUCCCAGUCAAAAGGAGGAAGUCAAUUCCAGUCCGGAAACCCGUCGGCAUCACAACCAGGAAGUCAAUCUCGAGGUCUAUCAGGAGCCGGAUCUCAGUCUCAAGGAGGAAGUCGAUUCCAGUCCGGUAAUCCCUCUCAAGCAAAUCAAUCCGGGAGUCCUUCUAAACUCCAGUCGGGAAACCCAUCAGCGGCACAGUCCGGAAACCCUUCAGCAGGUCAAUCAGGUAACCCUUCCGGCUUUCAGAACUCGGCUGCUAACGCCUCGACAGCUGGUGGGAAAAAGUGUUGCUCUAAGAAAUCGAAACUCGUCGGCUAA